UUUUCCCACAACACCCUGCUCCUGCUCUCACAGAUGACGAAAAUGGCGGACAACGCAUCAUCGGUCGAGAUUGUUGAGGGCUGUCGCCUCCCCGUUCUUCGUAAAAACCAAGAACACGAGGACGAAUGGCCGUUGGCUGAAAUUUUAAGUGUGAAGGAAGUCUCUUCGAGAAAGCUUUACUAUGUUCACUAUAUUGACUUCAACAAGCGACUGGAUGAGUGGGUCACAGGGGACCGGCUGGACAUGAAGAAGCUUCAGUUCCCUAAGAAAGAAGCUAAAACGCCAACCAAGAAUGGUCUUCCAGGCUCCCGUCCCAGUUCUCCGGAGAGAGAAGUGAGGAAGAGUCUAGAUCUCAACGUACAGUCUGCCACAGCUCCUUCCAGAGGCAAAACCCUCCCCACACCGCUAUCGGGUCAUGCUGAGCUGCAUGGGACUCCAGAAAUAAACAACCAUGACAUAAAAAAGGAAGAUGCUGAUCCGGUUGUGCAGAUCACGUCUGGAAGUGGUUUAACACACAGCGUUUCCAAAUGUUUGUCAAGUGUAUGCACUGGACUUGUCAAGCCACAUUUCAACUUCAAGUCUUUCAAGAAGAGAAAAGUAGAGGCCGUCUCCUUGGCGACUCAGGUACCCCCGGCCACCCCUGUGCCCUCCCUGCCAAGUUCAACUGAAGCCUCUCAGGCCUCUGUUUUUCCUGCUGUGAGGGAUCCCAACACGUUUAAAUCCCGGGAAGACCAUGAACCGAUCUCCUCGCUCACAACGAACGGCACAGCCCGGCGCCUCAUCCCCUCGCAGCCCGGGAGGAAGAGAAAAGCUAAUUGUGGGGGAACUGACGAGAUGAUAAAGGUUUUGCAGUACAACAACCCUCAAAGUGCCAGUGUCUUUCUACCACCACCAGAGGAUUCCCAAGACAGUUCAGACGGCAUCCCGUCUGCACCCCGCAUGACGGGCAGUCUGGUGUCCGACCGCAGCCAUGACGACAUCGUCACCAGAAUGAAAAACAUUGAGUGUAUAGAGUUAGGACGUCACAGACUGAAGCCCUGGUACUUCUCACCGUACCCACAGGAACUCACCGCUUUGCCCAUCCUCUACCUCUGUGAAUUCUGUCUCAAGUACCUCAAAAGCCUGAAGUGUCUCCAGAGGCAUUUGACAAAAUGUAAUCUAAGACAUCCUCCAGGCAACGAGAUCUACCGCAAAGGCACCAUCUCAUUUUUUGAGAUCGACGGCAGGAAAAACAAAACUUAUUCCCAGAACCUGUGUUUACUUGCGAAGUGUUUCCUGGACCACAAAACCUUGUAUUACGACACAGACCCUUUCCUCUUCUAUGUAAUGACAGAGUAUGACUCCAAAGGCUUCCACAUCGUGGGCUACUUUUCUAAGGAAAAAGAGUCGACUGAAGAUUAUAACGUAGCCUGCAUCUUGACCUUGCCUCCCUACCAGCGGAGAGGCUAUGGCAAACUGCUCAUUGAGUUCAGUUACGAGCUGUCCAAGGUAGAAGGGAAGACGGGGACUCCCGAGAAGCCCCUUUCUGACCUGGGUCUUUUGUCCUAUCGUUCCUACUGGUCCCAGACCAUCUUGGAAAUUCUCAUGGACCUUAAACCUGACAAUGGAGAAAGGCCGCAGAUUACAAUCAAUGAAAUCAGUGAAAUCACAAGUGUAAAGAAAGAAGAUGUCAUUUCAACGCUUCAGUACCUAAACCUCAUCAACUAUUACAAGGGUCAGUACAUCCUGACUCUUUCAGAGGACAUUGUGGACGGUCAUGAAAGAGCGAUGCAGAAGAGACACUUGCGCAUAGAUCCAAAAUGCCUUCACUUCACCCCUAAGGACUGGAGCAAGAGGGGCAAGUGGUAGAGUCCCGGUUCACUCAAUACCCCCCUCCACCCUCCACCCCCCACCCCAAACCGCCAGAUAGCAGACUUGAAGGAACCAGUGGAUCCGAUCAAGGUUUUUGUUUCUCACGUAGAACCUCCAAAACCUUGUUGAACCCAGGACUCUCUUUCAGACAUGACACAAUGAACAUGAAUUGUCACUUGAGCUGCAAAAACUUUUAUUGUGAAUAUUCAUUGUAUAUUGUGAAUUCAAAAAGCUCUCGAACUUGGGGACAAAAGAGAGACUGGUUAACCGUGACGCCGCCAAAAUAUAGAACACACCUUCUACUGUGUAAAAGAUCCUGUUUAUGACCAACAGUGCGUUUAAAAGUCAGAUAGGGUGUUUGUUCAAUAGUGUACAUUCAAGCCUACAAUGGCAAACUUACAGACCACCUAAUGGAAACAAUAUUGUUUUCUAGAUCUACAGUGAAUCGCUUCAUCUGUUGACGAGUCCACAUUCUGUACAAAUCACAGAGCAUUUGUUUCCUUAAAUUCAACAAGGAACGGUCGUUUUGUUUUAAGUGUGUGAUUUUUGUCUACAUGCUUUGUAUCUGCCACAACAAGAAGUGGUGUUGAAAUGUUGUCGUCAAAAUUAUUAAUGUACCUCACAAAAUGUCAUAUUCCUGGUGUGUGAUACUUUCCAACAACGUCACUGUUGUCAUACAAGUCAUAUUUAAGAAACCGUACUUGAUGACGAGUACAAGGCUUAAAGCACUCCUUAAACAAUGGGACGGCACUCCAAAAUCUUGUCUUCACUUUCUACUCCAAGUUCACCUUUUUUGUACGAAGUGUGCAGGAUUCAAAAUCUCUUGAACACCUUCCCGGACACUUGCACUCACUUAUGAACAAAGACUCAAUGAAAAAUGUAUUGUGAGUUGGUAAAAGGAACACAAUAUUAGGAUCUGCAAACAUUAUAAUUCUCAUCUCGGCGCACAGAUAGUAACUUUAAGUUUAUUGGGAUUCUCCGCCAGUGCCUGAAUAUUUUUUUUUUGUUGGUCUAUCAAAGAACAGCGAGGACAGAAAUGUUCUGGCAGUAAUAUGGCUCACUUGUAAAUAAAACAAAAUACAUGUAUUUAAAUAAACGGCCAAAACAGCUUUGAUGAAGACAAACAUUUAAAAACGAGCAAAGUCUACCGUUAUAAUAUUGCUUAAGAGCCAAUGUGGACACUUCAGGUUUCUUAACUUUUAUAGUAGCAAGGCUGCUUUCAUUUCCCUGUUUUAUAUUGUUGGAAGUAUUUAUGCUCUUUGUGAUCAUUCAGGAGAUUCUUCCUUUUUUAAUAUAAUUCAGUGUCAUAAUCAUCUGUGGUGCAAUGAGACAAAUCAAUUCCCCACCACAUGUUACCCGUAACUGUACAUAAUGGACCUGAUUGUAAAAAAACAACAAAAAAAGCUGAGAAGACAGAAGCCAUGUUGAACUGUUAGAGGAAUGUAAAUUUUGUGUACAGUUGUCCUUCGUGUCUUUUUUUUACUUAAUGUAAACUAACUGGCUGCACAAUAUCAACAGGAAAAGACAAAUGGUAUCUUAUACUUUCGGUUUGUGUUUUAUGUUUACAUGUCACAAAGGUUGUUAAAUUUACCCUGUUGAAAGGAUUUAGUACAUCUUUAAGUGAAACACAGUUGACAGUAUAAUUUGAGCAUUUGAUAUAAAAAGGUUCUUGACUUGAUAAAAAAAACUCUUAAAAACUA
Cyclopterus lumpus (lumpfish) is the source of this 3551-nucleotide messenger RNA. It is a transcript of the gene kat5a, whose product is annotated as K(lysine) acetyltransferase 5a. The transcript is spliced from 16 exons. NCBI's taxonomy places the organism in Eukaryota, Metazoa, Chordata, Actinopteri, Perciformes, Cyclopteridae. Gene Ontology annotation, molecular function: histone acetyltransferase activity. The record is from RefSeq and is a predicted model, not a curated record. Bases 34 to 1848 code for a protein of 604 amino acids. Gene Ontology annotation, biological process: regulation of DNA-templated transcription.